AUGACGCUCUUGACCGUCACUUCCCUCGAGGAAUUGGUCUGUCUCGCUAGUUUGACAGCCGGUGUUUUUUGGACGAGUGGCUCAAGUGAAGGGCUAAAUUGUGACUUGGAAAAGAAAUACGCGUGGUGCUCGACGGGCUUCAACGCUUCCAUGACUUUAACUUCGUCUCCGGAUUUCUGGCUCUCGACAAACGCAACCCCUUCAUCCACCCUCGAUCGAUGUUUGGCCCUUGUCAAUUCAGCAAACUCUAAAAAUCAGGGAAUGGAGCACCGAAAUUGUGAAGAUGCGCUGCCCUACAUUUGCCAGUACCAUGUUGACUGUCCGGAUCAGUGCUCCAAAAAUAUGACUUGGAUGGAUAGCUACCGCCAUUGCUGCGCUUUGGGAAUGGAAACCUUGAACAUUGACAAUGAAGCCGAGCAAAGAGGAUUGACCAACAUGACCGUCGCCUUGAAAGCUAACUGGAAAGCGAAUUUCAACUACUGGACCUCCGGUACGAGGAAUGGGGCCCAAAAAGGUCAAUGGUCAUGGUGCGAACCCAACGGGCCCACGGUUUUCUCCGCGAAACUCAAGUGGGAAGCUGGCCAGCCUGACAACAGUGGCGGCAGCGAGAGCUGCGUCCACUUCCGCUUCGUUCUCAAUGCCACAGGCGCCAUCAUGACCGAUAGAAAUUGCACCAGUAAAUACAUAUUCGCUUGCAAGGUGACUUUUCAUCUCAAAGACUUUUUCUCCUAUGGCGACUGGUACGAUGGAUGCGGCCGCAAUUUUUUGACGUUUUCUAAAGAGCCGUCAAACUGGACCCACGCCUGGAAUUGGUGCUGCAAAAUCGGCUUGACCCUGGCGUCAAUGGAGUCGACCGGAAAAUCGAUUUGCUUUUCCAAAAUUGUUUCCAAAUUUGCCCCUGCAAUUUUUGGAGACUACUGGCUCGCAGGAACAGACCUGAGAUGCGAUUCCAACUUCCGUUGGUGCUCUCGAAGCCAGGAUUUUGUCGAACCUGAGCUCAAGUGGAAGGCGGGACACCCUUUAAAAGGUUCAAACUGCGUUUAUCUCGAGGUUAGAAACGGAUCCGUGCUGCUCGCCUCCGCUGACUGCGCCGAGAAAAAGGAUUUUCUGUGCGAGGUGCGGAGAAAAAACACCUUUGGGAAGGCAAUGCAGACCGAAUGUGCGGAAAUUUGGGACAUUACCAGCAACCAAAUUGAUUUACUUUUGAACGUCACUGCCUUCCUCUCGACCGACAUAUCGCUCAAUUUGAAGGUAUAG
Molecule: messenger RNA, 1257 nt
Organism: Cloeon dipterum
Lineage: Eukaryota; Metazoa; Arthropoda; Insecta; Ephemeroptera; Baetidae
Exons: 8
Coding region: 1-1257 (418 amino acids)
Source: RefSeq, a predicted model, not a curated record